AUGGGAAGCCGCCUCCAUGAUCUCGAAAAGGGCAAGGGCGACGCUACCCUUGUGGCAGACUUGGACGAAGAGAUGGGCCACAUGAUCGAUGCUUUGCAUGAGGUGGAGACCGACUUCGACAAUUUGUACAAGCAGUCGAGCCGUGCCAGCAUGCCCGCACCGCCUCAGAGCCAGCAGUGA
Symbiodinium necroappetens is the source of this 180-nucleotide messenger RNA. NCBI's taxonomy places the organism in Eukaryota, Dinophyceae, Suessiales, Symbiodiniaceae. The record is from the annotation of a GenBank genome assembly.